Molecule: messenger RNA, 2860 nt
Organism: Condylostylus longicornis
Lineage: Eukaryota; Metazoa; Arthropoda; Insecta; Diptera; Dolichopodidae
Product: homeobox protein araucan-like
Exons: 6
Coding region: 139-2685 (848 amino acids)
Biological process (GO): regulation of transcription by RNA polymerase II; cell development; neuron differentiation
Cellular component (GO): nucleus
Molecular function (GO): RNA polymerase II cis-regulatory region sequence-specific DNA binding; DNA-binding transcription factor activity, RNA polymerase II-specific
Source: RefSeq, a predicted model, not a curated record
AUAGAAUAAAUCAAGUUAAAAAAAAUUGUCAUUAAUUCUAGAUAUUUGAAAAAAUUUAUAUAUAAAAAAAAAUAUAUAUAUAUAAUAUAUAUAUAUAUAUAUAAGUAUAUAUUUAGUGUCUGUUUUGUAAAUAUAAUUAUGGCAGCAUAUGCACAAUUUGGUUAUAGUUAUCCGUCGGCAACUCAGUUAUUAGUUAGCAGUGGUCAAACAACAACAACAACAGCAGCAAGUGCUCAAUCACCGAUAUCAGGUGCAAAUGCACCAUCAAUAUCACCAUCUGGUGUUUCGGUAACAGGUGGUGCACCAACUGGCGGAGCAUUAAGUCCUGGUGCCUUAUCACAAACAUCAACAAAUAAUGCACCACCAGGUAGUGGUGGCGGUGGUGGCGGAGGUGGUGGUGGUGGUAGUGGUGGAAAUGGUGGUGGAAGUCAAGGUGGUGGUAGCACAUCAGGUUCAUGUUGUGAAAAUGGUCGACCAAUUAUGACAGAUCCUGUAUCAGGACAAACAGUAUGUUCAUGUCAAUAUGAUUCAGCUAGAUUAGCAUUAGCAUCAGGUUAUUCAAGAAUACCAACAGGUAGUGUUGGUGUUUAUGGUACACCAUAUCCAUCAACUGAACAAAAUCCUUAUCCAAGUAUUGGUGUUGAUAGUUCAGCAUUUUAUUCACCUCUUAGUAAUCCAUAUGGCCUAAAAGAUAGCGGACCAACAUCUGAUAUGGGUGCGUGGACGUCAGCGGGAUUACAACCAACAACUGGUUAUUAUCCUUAUGAUCCAACGUUAGCUGCAUACGGAUAUGGCGCCGGCUAUGAUUUAGCAGCAAGACGAAAAAAUGCCACACGUGAAUCAACAGCAACAUUAAAAGCCUGGCUAAAUGAACAUAAAAAGAAUCCUUAUCCAACAAAAGGUGAAAAAAUUAUGUUAGCAAUAAUAACAAAAAUGACAUUAACGCAAGUAUCAACGUGGUUUGCGAAUGCAAGAAGACGACUGAAAAAAGAAAAUAAAAUGACAUGGGAACCAAAAAAUAAAACUGAUGAUGAUGAUGAUGCAAUGGUUUCAGAUGAAGAAAAAGAUAAAGAUGAUAUGUUAGAUACAGAUAAAAAUCGUGAUUUAAAAGAUCCAAUGCAUCACGUUAAAUCAGAACAUGAUAAAGACGAUGAUGAUGAUGAUCUUGACGAUGAUAGAAAACCAGAUAAUUUAAAUAAUAUGAUGGGUGGUAUUGGUGGUCAUGUUGGUGGUAAUUUAAGCCAUCAUCAUCAUCAUCAUCAUCCUCAACAUCCAGCAUAUGGCCAUCAUCCGGCAUAUUCACAUCAUUAUCAACAUCAUCCGUCACUUUUAGGUGCUAGUGGUUAUCCAAAUAUUAAAGAAGAAUUAUCGGGUCCAAAAAACCAGACAAGCAGCGACUGUGGGAUCCCGAUUCCAGCUACAAAACCGAAAAUUUGGAGUCUGGCAGACACAGCCGCUUGCAAAACACCACCACCAUCGGGAUAUAUGAUUCACCAUCAAUCAUUUCAACAUCAACUUCAGCAACAUCAUCAGCAGCAACAACAGCACCAACAACACCAACAGCACCCCCAACACAAUCAGCUUCAAUUACAACAACAAACCCAGCACAACACACAUUUGACAGCCGGCGGUCUAUGGAUGGGAAAUUAUCAGCAACAUCAUCAGCAGCAACAGCAUCACCAGCAACAGCAACCCAAUCAUCAGCAAUCACACCACCACCAUUCCAAUCAACAGCAACAGCACCCCAAUCAGCAGCUGCUCAAUACACAUCCGAAUGGUGGAAACAACGUUGCCGGUAUGGGGAUGGUUAUGGGGAAUAUGGUUGGUAUAAAUCAACAGCAGCAGCAACAGCAUCACCAAGCCCACAACAACACCAACAAUUCCCAGCAACAGCAGCAACAAUCUCAAACUCAACAGAAUCAACAGCAGAAUCAGCAACAACAACACCAUCAACAGCAACAAUCCCAAAUGAAUAUGAUGAGCAAUUUCGUAAAUUCACAUCAAUAUACCAACAGACAGUACGCGGGGUUUCUAGGGCAAGCAGCAGCAAUAGCAGCGGGACAAAUGUAUCAUCAAGCUAUGAACAACAGCAACAAUCACAACAGCAACAACAACAACAACAAUAUGAAUCAACAAGGUAUGAGCCAGCAAGGUACACAACAACACCCAAAUACACCUACCACCCCUACUACGGUUAUGCAACAGCAGCAAACAGUGGGUUCUACGAAUACGAACGGAAAUCAUACGAACAACAAUCAGCAACAACAAUCGAUGGGGUUUCCCGAAGUACAGACAGAUACCCCACCGCAAACUCCACCGAAUAUGAAAUUGCCGAGCGUAGCAGCGAAUCUCAUACAAGGUUCGGCAACCCCUACGACCGGUACUUACAAUAAUAAUAAUAAUCAUGUUAGUAAUAAUAAUAAUAAUAAUAGCAAUAAUAAUAAUAACAACAAUAAUAAUAGUAGCAGUUCAAAUAACAAUUUAAGCAGCGGUUAUAGUAGUGAUUCAUCACCGAAUAGUAAUAGCAGUUAUGUUAGUAAUUUUACUAGACUUCAAGAUCAUUCACCAACUAAAGAUUAUACACAACAAUUGAUUGAUGGUGGAACAAAUGUUGAUGCAACAGCGGCUUUUAAACCAUUUUUCAAAAGUCAGCAGUUGACAAAUGGAUUCGUCUCACCUGUAUAAAAUUUAAAAGAACUUUUAAGUUGGAGAAAAGUUAAAUGUAAAACCAACUCCCGCUAAAAGAUUUAAUAGGAUUAAAAAUAAUAAUAUCAAAAGAAAAAAUGCUUUACUGUUGUUACAAAGAACAUUUCAUUAAAAAUGUUAAAAAAAUUGUUGGGAUAAAGAAAUGUUUUUAAAA